Molecule: messenger RNA, 1563 nt
Organism: Musca domestica (house fly)
Lineage: Eukaryota; Metazoa; Arthropoda; Insecta; Diptera; Muscidae
Product: matrix metalloproteinase-2-like
Exons: 8
Coding region: 1-1563 (520 amino acids)
Biological process (GO): collagen catabolic process; proteolysis; extracellular matrix organization
Cellular component (GO): extracellular matrix
Molecular function (GO): zinc ion binding; metalloendopeptidase activity
Source: RefSeq, a predicted model, not a curated record
AUGCGACGCUUUGGUUAUUUGGAUCGCAAUCCCAACAAUUCGGAAGCCUUGUAUCAUGAAAGUGCAAUUGUGGAGGCCCUGAAGAAUAUCCAAAAAUAUGGAGCCCUGGAACAGACCGGCAAACUGGAUGGUGAUACAAUGGAGCUUCUGACUAAGCCGCGCUGUGGUGUUCCCGAUAUUGAGGGCAAACCCUAUUAUCUUCAAAAACAGGAUAUGAUAAAUGUCAGCGACAUAAAACAGCGCAAAAAGCGUUUUAUUUUUGGAGCGAAAACAUGGACCAAGCGCCACAUCAAAUAUUUAAUCGGAAAUAGAUCACUGAAAAUCCCAGCCAAACAAGUUGAACGUGACAUCGCUCGAGCAUUUGAGGUUUGGUCUCAGUAUAGCAAUCUGAAAUUCGAACGGGUCAAUGAUACCUCAGCUGACAUAAUAAUCGGGUUUGGUUCACUAUAUCAUGGCGACAAUUUCCCCUUCGAUGGUGUGGGCAACAUUUUGGCCCAUGCAUUCUAUCCCUAUGAAAUGGGUUCCUGGGGCGGUGAUGUUCACUUCGAUGAAGAUGAAAAUUGGAAAGAAAACUCCCCUGAACUAAGUCAAGGUGUGGAUUUUUAUACGGUGGCUUUGCAUGAAUUGGGUCAUAGUUUGGGUUUGGCUCAUUCGCCAACCUAUAGUUCGAUAAUGUUUCCCUACUACAAGGGACCGGAUUAUAAUGUGCUGGAUUAUGAUGAUACAUUGGCAAUGUAUGAGGCGUAUGUGAACAAAAAACUGGACGAUGAUGUGGAAGUGGUAAAUGAUGAAGAACAAAGAGAAGUGGAGGGAAGGGAAGAAGAAUUUGUUGAACAUACAACCGUUUCUUAUGAGACAACAGAUUACAGUACCGUAUAUAACGACUACAUAACCAACACUACUGGCAAGCAGAGCUACGAAGAGGAGACCAACACCAAUUGGCCCAGCACAUCAGGUGAUGUGAAAAAUCCAUUUUCAUCGAGCUUCGGCAGCACCACUUCCUAUCCAACCCCAGGCUUGAAUUCAAGAGAUCGCUCAUUCUAUACAUCCACCAUACCACCCAUAUGCGAUGGUAACUUCAAUGCAGUUUGCCAUUUCGAGGAUCAUGUACACAUUUUCAAGGGCCAAUAUGUUUGGAAACUCUCAGCCCAGUACAGGGUUUUAGAUGGUUAUCCGAAACGUCUGCAGGAGGUCAUUAAAGAUUUACCGGAGCAAGUGAAAAAAAUAGAUGCCUGCUAUGAGCGUUAUGACAAAACGGUUCUAUUCUUUACAGGAACACAAAUCUGGUAUUAUAAGGAUGAACGGGUGUUGGACACCAGCCCUGUGUCGAUAAACAGUCUUUUGGGCUAUUCCACGAAUGUGGUUCACGUGGAUGCAGUUUUGUUAUGGCCUAAAAAUAAUCGAACUUAUAUUUUCUCUGGAUCGAUAUUUUGGCGCUACGACGACUAUACGCAGCAAUUAGAUGAGGGUUAUCCAAAAUCGAUGCAACGAUGGCCAGGGAUACCAGAAAAUAUUGAUGCUGCUACGACAAUACCCAAUGGUAAAACACUAAAUCACAGUUGA